This is a messenger RNA of Clarias gariepinus (North African catfish), 999 nucleotides long. Its product is annotated as transmembrane protein 252-like. The transcript is spliced from 2 exons. The coding region runs from base 1 to 537 and encodes 178 amino acids. Lineage: Eukaryota; Metazoa; Chordata; Actinopteri; Siluriformes; Clariidae. The record is from RefSeq and is a predicted model, not a curated record.
AUGAAUACGAGGAAACACUUGUUAUCUGCAGCACGACUGAUUUUGCCCGCUAUUGGCUUGAGCCUUAUUUGCGCAGGGGCUUACAUGAAGUCUAUCCAAAGUCAACAACUGCAGAUUUUUAGAGAGGUUAUCACCUACCUCUUUAUCAUCCUGGGCUUCAUCCUGGUUGCCAUUGGCGUGCUGUGGUCUCUCGGGCACGGAAUGAAGAACGUGCUGCUGAAAUAUUCAGUGAGGAGGUGUAGAGAUGCGGAUUUCCAGAUUUUUACGGUGGACAGGUGUGACAUGUAUCCACCAUCAUAUGAGGAAUCUCAAAGCAGAAAUAUUGCUAUCGAGGAUGUCCCCACCAUCACCUCCAUUCCUACAGACAUGCGAUGGGCAGGCCCAGCUCCUCCAGUUUACUCGCAGACCUGCAACGGGACCUCCAUUGAGGACUUCAGUCAUGAAGAACCUCCUACAUAUCAACAAGCAGUGCUUCAAAGCCAGCCUGAUUCACAAGCUGUCCAAUUAGGUAUGCACAGUUCUGUAGAGCCGCUCUGAACAAUUGCUGUAUUACAGAUCUGAAAGUUUCAAUAUUCUUCAAGGACCUAAAUGGAUGAGAAGGCUGGGUAUUUUCCACUGACUUUAGUAUCACUGGGAGUAAUUAUACUGUGAGCCUUGCUCUAAACUUGGAUUAGGACUGAAGAGUAUCUCCAAAAACAUUUGAAAUAGAGGAUAAACUAAUCUGGCAAAAAGUCUAGUCUAGUCUUUAUAUUCUCUAAGAACAGAAUGUGAUUAAUGUAUGUAAUCUACAAAAGUGUUAAAAAAGGUUUUGUAGACAGAACUGGUCAAAAGUUAUUCAAAAUCACACAUGCACAUAAAAGUGUGCAUGCAUACUCAGACUGCAUAGAAUAUCUGUUGUUCUCUCGGAGCUCUGCCUCUGGAUCGUUAUUUUAAUUUCUAAUACUGCUAAGGUCUCUUUAGUGUUGAUAGGUCAAAAUGCAAAUAUGCCUGUUGUAUUUU